Messenger RNA from Closterium sp. NIES-65, 612 nucleotides. The record is from the annotation of a GenBank genome assembly. NCBI's taxonomy places the organism in Eukaryota, Viridiplantae, Streptophyta, Zygnematophyceae, Desmidiales, Closteriaceae.
AUGCUCACUCUAAUGUUGUUGCCAUUUCCACCACUUUCCACUCCCUCCAGCGACAUCAGCAACAACAGCUUCUACUGCCCCAUAAACAGCAACUUCCGCAGCAUGAUUCCUGACAACGGCGUUCUGCUCAACAUCGCAGGCAACUUCUUCUACGGCGACCCCAUGCUCUAUGCCGAUGGCUGCCAGUUCUGCCCCUCCCAAAUCACCCAGUCUCAUCGUUUGGACAGAGCAUGUGUGCCGCCGCAGGCGGGGGCGGCAGAGGCGCGCUUCACGUGUGAGUGCGACGACGGCUUUGUCCCCACCAACGGCACCCUCGGCUCCACCUGCGCCCGCCCUGCUCCGCCCCCUGCUGCAGGUGCGGGCGUGGCGUCGCUGCGGCAUGAGAACGAUCCCUUAACCCCUUUUCUUCUGCAUGAGAACGUAUCUUUCAACUCCCUUUUUUCUUCUCCUUUGGCACCCCUCUAUCCCCCCGUGCGUCAGGUGAGGGCGAUGGCGUCACUGCGGCAUGAGCACAUGGUGCGCCUGUUGGGCUUCUGCCUGCAUCAGAACGUGGAGAGCGGCCAGCAGGAGCAGAUCCUCGUCUACGAGUUCGUGCCCAACGGGGACCUCUAG